GUGAUUCGACAAAUUAGCUAUCCUCUUUUAGUCAAAUAGCGAAAAGGGUGGCAUAUUGCUCCCUGUAAGUGCGCAGGCAGCGUCGGAGCCUAUUAUCGGACUGAUCCGGGGAAUCUGUCAUCGCUUUCUCGUUAUAGCUGGCUGCGGAAGACGGCCAGAGCGGGGUAGGAAAAGGAUAUGUCAGAGGGCAUCCAGCUGACAGAACCUCGUGUAUCCGGUGCAAGCACACCCAGCAAGAGGAAGCCAGCCGAGGGCAAGGACGCCCUUCUUACGGGCAGAACGUCAGCUGCACUGGAUACCAAGACGUCAAGCCCCCACAAGGGGGACAGGGCCUUCUGCGGGCCCACCAGCAGCCUCAGAUGCUGCUUCUCAUACACACCCUUCCUCUCAAUACUGGGCGUCCUCCUGCUCGUCGUGGGCACCAUCUUGUAUGGCCAUGAGGCCAGUGAGGCAGGAGGCAGCGUGAGGCGGUUGUUAGCAGCGGCGACCGGGCCUAAUGGGGACUUUGGCAAGUUGAAUCGUGCCUACUACGCUGCCUGGGUGGUCACUGUUGUGGUGGCCGUCCUGGCAGCUGUCUCUACCAUCAUCAUCCAGCUCUGGCGCACUGAGCAGCGCCUCAGGGCCGAGGGCAGGGUCGGCACAGGGUUCAGCACCGAGCGCAGAUAUGUGGUGCUGGAGUACAUCACAGUCAUCGUGGUGGUGAUCAUGUACGCCUUCUGCGUGUGGACGGCGGUCUGGUUCGCCAUCAAUCUGCUGAUCUUUGCCGUAGUGAUGAUUGCGGAGCAGGUGACUAUCUCCGGCAGCAAGCUGUUCACAACCGUGCUGCCCAUUCUGCGCGGCUGGCUGGAUGACGCUGCUGCCUCCCAUGAUGCCUUGGGCCAGCUGCUGGCUGGCAACCCUGCCAUUGGCACGGCUGCGCCUCAAUUUGUGGAGACGGCGUUCAACACCCUGAUCCCUGACAUCAACGCGAUCGGGGCCUUCAUCAACAAGCAGACCGGCAACAAGAUCAGCUACCUCGUCAACAGCCUCAUUGCCGGCUCGCCAGCUGUGGGUGCCGGUGGCGUCCGCUACUGCCCGGCAACGACCUGCAUUGACCUGCAGCAGUACACCUUCAUGAACAACAACGCCUGCAUCUGCAACUCGCCCAUCCUCGUCAGCAUUGCCACCCAGGCUGGAGACGCGCGCCGGCACUUCCUGCGCGCCCUCGUUGGUCUGGUGCUGGUGUACCUGGGCUCUACCCUGCUGCUGUCUCGCCUCUCAGCCGAGGCCGCCAAGAUCCGCUACGACGUGAACCUGCUCUGGACCAACAAGUUUGACAGGCUGAUCAUGCGCCGCGCGAGGGCAGGCGAGAACAACAAUGUGCCCCUAGCCCAAGUGGGGUCUAUGAGGACGCCCCAGGGGACACCCUCCAGAGGGAGCUCUCAGUACAUUGUGUGAACACAACAAGAGAAGUACUUGGAACCGCCUGGAGCAGAUUGUGCUUUGGAAUGAGUGCAGCAGGGCAGCGUUCUGAAAGACUGCCGACCAUGCAAGCUCUUAAUUUCUGAUGACUGUCAAAUGCUGGUGACACCAGGAUUGUAGGAAGUAUUCAGGGGUGAACCUGACAGUUUCACACCCAAGUACGCAUGCAAAAGCCCGUGUGCAGAUUGUUGAGUCGUCAUGUGCAUCUGUGUGGAAGGGAGAUGGCUGUGACAAUGCCAGUUCUGAUCCCAUAGUCUCAAAUGUAUGGUAAAUAGGGUCAUGAUGAGUGGCAUACGCUCAAGAUCACUUCAUGUAUUGCCUGUAUGCAAGAGUUGGCCAGUAUGCAUGCCGAAGUACUGUUUUAUCAGCAGCAAUCUUAUUUGCAAUCUCUUUGAUAUCGCGGCGAUAUUAUCGCCAUGUGAUUUUAUUUGGCGACCUGACUAUAUAUAUGCCACAUUCAGUGAAUCAACUCUAGAAAUUCGGGAAUGUAAUCUUGUUCUGGCUCU
This is a messenger RNA of Coccomyxa subellipsoidea C-169, 1967 nucleotides long. RefSeq lists its product as hypothetical. Lineage: Eukaryota; Viridiplantae; Chlorophyta; Trebouxiophyceae; Coccomyxaceae. The record is from RefSeq and is a predicted model, not a curated record. The transcript has 10 exons. Bases 178 to 1437 code for a protein of 419 amino acids.